ACACAGGGACAGCGAUGGAUCGUGUCAGAUACGCGAUGCUACGACUGGUGGGAGCUAGCGAGUGCGUGGGGACUCAAUGGCGAUGAUCGCUCUGCGUUUCCAAAAAAUGCUUCCAAGGCACUUCAGAGGACCGAGAAAGCAGCUGCCACGGGACAUCAAGCCGAGUGGGUCGUGGAAUUGAUGGCGGAGCAAAAAGUGUUUGUCUUGCCCAGAGGACCGGAAAGGCUCCACAGGAUCAUGUCCAGUCUCGAGUUUUGGUCCGCGUUUGGGCUCGCACCCAUCAAGGCCAGGCUAGAGUAGCCGUGCCGAGAUAGCUCCUGACAAGCUGUCGUACAAGACGAAUGCACCCUGGUGGCAAUUUUCACUCUGCACACUCGGCCAUCGAUGUUCCUUCAUUGCGUCUGCGCUCUGGCUUGCGCUCUUGUCAUCGGCGCACAGCAGUAUCGAUUGGCAGAGAUUGAUGCACUUCUCUACCGCAUCGAAGCAAGGGGUACGGCCUACUGUCCCACUCUCGGCAAUACUGCUCUCGGGACGGGAUCAGCUCAGAUCGUGCUCCUCUCUCGCAACGGUCGAGACUUUCAGUACCGUCCGUUGGCCUACUCGAAUGCCGAUAAGCUCAAUGUCGAUGAAGUUCAGCGCGAUUCCGAGCGCAGAGUCAAAUUUGCAGUGGCAUCGUUUGUCGUCAACGAAGUCGGAACAGAUCAAGCGUUCUGGCUGUCAGACCAAGAUCGGACAUGCUGUCAUAUCAGAUCGACCUAUACUUUCACGCUCGGCACGCAAGUUCACUAUCUCGACGCUGCCAAUACGGCUCAGACAUUUGUAGAGUGCGGCGGGCCAUCUGCACCUAAAUUGAGCUGCAGUGAGACAAUGUCUCGUAUCGACUGCGCAGAGCCAUUCCGGACUGUCCGACUCAUCGAUGUGCCCGAUCAAGAUAGACCGACCAUCACAACUUAUGGUCUCUCGGUCCGAGCAAGCGCAAUCUGUCCUCUCCCGCGUAUCGGAUUCUAUCAUACGCCCUAUUACCCGACUAUCAUCAGGCCCACUCCCGGCGGGGUGCAGAUUGCCGUGAUUGCCAAGCCAGCCUCUAUCUACCCUGCUAUUGCAUCAUUUUGGCAUUUCGGAUUUGCAUCUAGGGUCGCGCUUUUGCGUAAUGUUGUGCUCUGGCACGACCAGAUCGAGGACAGCCUGCUGCAACUCCAGAUCACACUCAGGGAUUUUGGCUAUGCUCAGCAAUCGUGGGAUCCAGUCGACAGAGUUUGCUGUCGCGUCGAAUCAUCAGCCACGACGAUCAACUUGGGCUUGUUCCGUCCCUUCUCAGAAGUCAUCGAUCCCAUCUCAGUCAUGUCGAUCGAAUGCAACCCGACUGCGGCUUUUCGUCCUUCCAAGGCAUGCACUUCCGAAUACGCUCAUCCCGGGCGCUUCGCCUGCGAUGAGAUCAAGCGAACUUUCAUACUUGAGCCUCUAGCUCAUAUCUCGCCAAGCGCUCGCGCAGUGAGCUGAGUGUAGCUGUGACGCAUAGAAGCAUUGCAUUUGAGGCUCCACUGCAUCGAGCGACUUGAUCAGCGUCGACACGUCUUC
Molecule: messenger RNA, 1578 nt
Organism: Mixia osmundae IAM 14324
Lineage: Eukaryota; Fungi; Basidiomycota; Mixiomycetes; Mixiales; Mixiaceae
Exons: 4
Coding region: 385-1500 (371 amino acids)
Source: RefSeq, a predicted model, not a curated record